Plutella xylostella (diamondback moth) is the source of this 1404-nucleotide messenger RNA. NCBI's taxonomy places the organism in Eukaryota, Metazoa, Arthropoda, Insecta, Lepidoptera, Plutellidae. The record is from RefSeq and is a predicted model, not a curated record.
UGGCACAAUGGCGAUCUUUCUUUGCUUCACGUACCUAAAUCGACAGAAAAAAUAUCGUACAAAGAAAGAUUAUGGCGUUAGCGUUAUUUUACGUGGCGUAAUACAAGAUAACUAUAUUGAAACCAUUCUUACGUUUCGUGGUAUUUAAUAUAUCGUGCUGUGUGAUUUCUACUUAAUCCAUUGUUGCCAUCAAACAAUCUUCCACCAUGUCACACGGAGGCAGCAGCCCGUCUUCCUCAGAACAAACCCUCACAGCCGAGCUAAGAGAUGGUCAGCUGCAAAUAGUGGAAAUGUCCCCAUUAGGCAAUGAUGAUGAUGGCUCAGAAGGGCUGCAAAUCGAGACGGAAGAUGGAGCCAAAUACGUGCAGGUGUUGGACGAGAGUGGCCGCGGACUCAUGCACCUGAACCUGCUCAACUUGACCCUAGUCAGAUGCGAAGACGGCGAGGAUGGCUACAGAUUGACCACCACAGAAGAUAACGAUCAAGCCGAAUACAUAACUCCGGACACCAACACUGUGUGUGUGCUACAGAGCAGCGAUGGAGGAGAAGAUCAGCAAGACCAGUACGUGAUGCUGGAAGGUGAAGACGGCCCCGUCAUGUACCUGCAGUCGGACCUGAGCCAGGCCAGCCACACGAGUCAAACGAGCCACACGCCCACCACUGAAAAGGAACCGUCCACCGCAGUAGAGCUACUUCAAAGGGCCAAAGCGCUACAUAAGGCCAAGCGUCUCCUCCGAGAGUCAAUGAAACCCCAGACCGGCGCAGGGCGGCGGCGGCGCGCCCCCCUCCCCGCGGCCGGCGAGCUGCUCUCCUCGCCCAACUUCAAGCUGUUCCUCUACAGCUGCAAGCUGUGCAGCUUCAAGUGCAACGCAGUGAGGGAACUGACGGAGCACAGGUCGACAGCACACAACUGUGCCAAGCCGAGCCUAGCCCGAGGCACGCGCGCCCCGCCAGCCCAAUGCGCACGCUGCCCAUACAAGGCCAACUCACAUUAUCUACUAAUGCGGCACGUCCAGGAUAUGCAUAUGAAAACGAUAGAAGACGACGCGUCAACCCUACUAAUAGACGUGCUAGUUUGCGGCGCGUGCGGGUUCGAGUCCUCGUCGCGCCGCGUGUUCCGCGCGCACAUCGACGAGGCGCACCCGCCGCCGCAAGCAGAGGAACAAAACGAGGAGGAGGAGUGAAGCAGAGAACAAGGAACCUCUCAACAUCACACAAGUGUAACAGGGUGGGCUUUUAUGCAGAGUUGAUUGUGAAAAUUGUGCCUACAUUACUGUAUGAUUUUUUAGACUAUUUAGUUUAUAUUAAGUACUUCAAUUAGACAUAAUUAUAUGGGUAUCAUUAUAGGAAACUAGUUGUUCCCGCGAACUUCGCUUCGCCUUAAAAAGUUUUUCCGUGGGAAUU